UUGGUUCACUACUCCCCCGUUCAGUCCCCACCAACAGCUCCACAGACGGCAUCCUCCUCAAACUGCUAGCAGCACAACCACCAUGCAAAUACACACAAAGCAGCUGAUGUUUGGGAUUGUUUAGAGCAAUUUCGGAAAGAUGCGAGUCUCCCCAGAGCUGUGAAAAGGUGUGAGUGAGGAAAACACGGAGGAAAACACGGAGGAAAACACACGACGACCGAUCGGAUCCGACUGUUAAUCCCGCUGGGACUCUACAAACAUGCCUGAGGUUCGGGAGCUGUCUGAAGCUUUGCCAGAGAUGCCCAUGGACCCAAUCACUGGAGUCGGAGUGGUAGCCUCCAGAAACAGGGCACCCACUGGAUAUGAUGUGGUCUCUACAACAACAGAUGGCCUGGAUGCUGACCUGUGGAAAGACGGCCUUUUCAAAUCCAAGGUGACCCGUUACCUGUGCUUCACCAGGGUCUUCUCUAAAGAAAAUAGCCAUUUAGGCAAUGUUCUUGUGGACAUGAAGCUGAUUGAUAUAAAGGACACUCUGCCUGUGGGUUUCAUUCCCAUCCAGGAGACUGUUGACACACAGGAGCAGGCCUUCAGAAAAAGGCGACUCUGCAUCAAGUUUAUUCCGCGGGACUCCACAGAGGCAGCCAUCUGUGACAUUCGCAUCCUGGGACGCUCCAAGCAGGCUCCCCCCCAGUACACCUUUAUAGGAGAACUCAACAACAUGGGAAUCUGGUAUCGCAUGGGGAACGUACCUCGGGCCCAGGACUCCACACACACUCCGACCACCAACAACAUCCAGAAUGUGAACUCCUCUUCCAGCUCAGCCCCUGUCCCAGCAGCUCCUAUGCCCAAACAUAUUUCUAUGACUCUUCCGGCCAGCUUCAGAGGGAAGAACACUACCAGGCCAGACUAUGAACACCAGAACUCCAAUCUGUAUGCUAUCUCAGCAAUGGAUGGAGUGCCUUUCAUGAUCUCUGAGAAGUUUGCCUGUGCCUCGUCUGAUCUGCAGCAGGUGGAUCUGAUGGGCAUUACAAUCAAGUCACUGGCUGAGAUUGAGAAAGAGUAUGAUUACAGUUUCCGCACGGAGCACAGCGCAGCAGCUCGCCUCCCCCCGAGUCCAACACGGACCUCCCUGAGCUCCGAGGCCUGAGGACCCCCCUUCUAACUCCUCUCUAACAACACUCUCAAGACCUGUACACAACUACUGAGGACCUCCCCACAACAAACAGUCCCAAACACCUGUACUGAAAAAAAAGAUUCUGUGGGUCUGGCUGAAACCACUAUGUACAACAUUGACAAGCUGGAUUUAGAAAUGAGACAAACUUGCUCAAGGAAGUGGAAUGGAAUCACUUCUUCUCUCAAAAGAAUCGUGAAGUGUUGUUCCCUGUGAUACAAAUAACCACACUCCAUCUACAUGACUUGUUACAGACGAGAUAAAAGGAUUGAAAGGAUUCUUUAUCCUGAUGGAGGGCACCUGUAAGGCCUUUGCUCUCUCAGGUGGAGUGAGAGCGAGAGCAGCCAUCAUAUUUGCCUUCCACACCUGCUGCUCUACUGUUGGCCUGAAUGGGAUCCUCCAGUUCACGUGUUGGAAACACAAAAGGAAACUCCACAUCAUAGGAUUUUGUUUUCAAGCUUGUACCAGUCUUCUCUGUGUUACUGUAAUAUACUGGUGUGACUGUGAGUGCACUUUGUGUUUUUGGAAUUUCAGUGUGCUUCCUGUUUGUCACAGAUAUUGUGUUAACCACUUCUUUACUGUGUGUGUGUGUGUGUGUGUGUGUGUGUGUGUGUGUGUGAGAGUGUGUGAGAGUGUGUGAGAGUGUGUGAGAGUGUGUGAGAGUGUGUGAGAGUGUGUGUACCAGGCUUUGCUUUAUAGAACCACUGUUUCUGUUCAAAAGUUACUAAACCAUGACUCAUGUUACACUGCUGGACUACACAUACCACUGUUCUUAUGAUUUUUGUCAACCAUAGUUAAUGUAAUGUCUGCUAUGUUUUUUAUCCAGCUAUUCAUUUUUCCAUAUAACGGAUGAUAGAACAUCACAUGAGCUUUGGUACCAGUACCAAACAAUACCUUUUCACUGCCUUAGAAUUGCUAUGAAUAUAAUCAUUUUUCUAAACAAAAAAAAAAAACAUUUUUCAUGGAAAGAGGAACUUAAAGCUGCAGUAGGUAACUUAUAAAAAUACCUUCUUGUCAUAUUUGCUGAAAUAACUAUAUCCUCUGAUUGGUUGUUUUCGUUCAGGCCCGGUGGAUUCUUGCAAAUGUCAUUAGGAGCACUAGGAGGAGCCAGAGGAAGCUGAUUUUCUUCACAGAUUAUCUGUCUCAUGUACUACUGUCAGGAUAUUGUGAAAGUUUCAGCAAAUAUAAGAAGAAAAAACCUGCUGCAGCUUUAAACGUACUCCAAGGUAAUGAAACAGUCAAUUUAAUACUGAUGCCUCUAUACGACCGUAACAAACAACGUAAAAAGUACUCUCUUGGUUUUUCUGAAGGACAUUUCUACUGGCUGUUAAUGUGCAAAGCUAUCUGAAACUUUACCAAGAAAUUUUGAUGUUAACUUAACAUAGUUUUAAUGUUGACUAAAAACUAGACUGGACUCGAAAUUAUUAAAAAAAACACAACACAAAUACUCAGACAAUAGCAAGAAUAUGUCCUGAACUGGAUUAGAAUUUUUUAAUUAUAUAUUAAAUAAAACUGAAUAUUGUUUCAACAGUACAUUUUACAACAGCAAAGUCCCUAUAAAUCAAUAUCUCACUGGAAACAAAUCUGUCAGUAAAAUAAAAUAUAUUCCUGACAUCAAACACAAACAUCAGUCAGUGUCAGUCCUUCCUCCUGUCCUCUCAGUUUUGUGGCAAACUAACAAACACUGAGACUACACACGAACAGCUUUAUUCUUUAUUACAUUACCAAGCUAACUAACAGCAAAUGAAAUGCUCUCAAGUUCUGAUAUAACAUUGGUUGGAGGAUCUAUGCUAGCCUUUUUAGCAGCCGCCAUUGUUGCUUUUGCCCCACACGUCACACACAUCUAGCGUUAAACUGCGUCCAUAACUCAUGCCGUAACUGCCAGUACUUCCUCAAAGGACUGUGAUUGGUCAGAACCACUGUUAGACACAAGCUCAUAGCUUGAAAGCUGGCAAGAUCGUGUUUCGCGUGAUCUCUCAAAUCCAGCGUCCUUGUGAGGUUAGUUACACUGGCUCCUACAACUCUACAAUCUAAAGUUUACUGCCCAUGUGGAGUAUAUACUACAUACCUUGAUAUUAGAAGUAGAAACCUUCAUGAUCAUAACAUAAGUCUUUUGACAAAAAGUGUCUUACCAAAUGUCAAAGUUUACCCCAAAUGGGCAGUAGUUGCAUAAUUGUGGCCUCGUCUUAUCCUGUAAUCCCAAUUAUGAAAUAUUAAUAAAAGCAAUCUGACCUUUAAUUUGAGCCAUUAAUCAGUCGCUCCAGGAUUUCCUCCAGGGUUCUUUUGGGUUAUGUAUAGAUCCUAAAUGUCUGAUUUCACAGCAGCUUUUCUUAAACAAUUGUGAUACACGUUGCAAUGUUUGUAGGCAUUUUUUUGCAAUGAAAUUGGGAUAGAAAGUAAAAAUGUCUUUGUUUUUGAUUUUGUAUAUUUCAUUAAAGAUUGAAGAGGAGUUGUUCCAGAGAGAAUAAAACCACACUGUUUAGAGGGUAAAUGUGAGAUGGGAUGCAUGGCCUGCAUCUUCACAACUGAAAACAAAGAGUGUCUCAACGUUUGUUGCGGAAACACUACAAGAUUGGUCAGUUUUGCAGAAAUGUUACAGUAAAAUGAUAAAUGAUAAAAUUGCAAGGUCGUGCACAAGUCACCGUUCAGUUUGCCUUAAUUGUUGCGAUUGCAACCCCCUGGAGGGACUGACUGGAGCCCUGUCAAGCUACUGACAAUUAAACUCAACACUUCCUGCAGUUGUUUCAAAUUAAAAGACUGCUCAUUGCUCAUAAGCAUUUCAUUGCAGUUAGCACUCCAGUGGGAUGUCUGUGUAUUCAGAGCGACUCUUCUCUUUACGUUAAUACAGCAUUCUCUUUUGACUUUGGUGAAGAACAUUGAAACUGUAUUAUUUGUUUCAUAACAGAUGUUUUACUAUAUUUCUCUGCAAUAUUGUCAAGUCAUAAAUGCAUGGAUUCACUCCUUUUAUUUUCUGUUUUAUUUGUCUAAUUUAUUAGUCAUUUCAGUAUUGUGACCCUGUUGUCUUAAAGACUUGUGUGAUGAGUGAACAGAUCCAUGUGAGGCUUUGUGUAUUUGAGUGUAUCAGACUGCUCUGUGAUCAGCUAUGUAUAAUUUCUCAGAUGUGGCAUUUACCUGCCCAGUUUUUGCUAAAACAUUUAAUAGCUAACUAAUAUGGUGUCUGCGUAACAACCCUGCUUUGAUAUGUCUGUUAGUUUGCAUGCACGGUGACAUGAGAUGUCAGAGGUUUCAAUAGACAGUUAUUUUUGUAGGUUGUUGAUCAAGUCACAGAUUUUGUCUCAUAAAUAGAUUUUAUUCACUAAAGAAUGAACAAAACCGCAUCAGUUGAAUUUGUAUUAUAAGGAAGUUUUAUUAAACUAUGAACUAAA
Molecule: messenger RNA, 4557 nt
Organism: Dicentrarchus labrax (European seabass)
Lineage: Eukaryota; Metazoa; Chordata; Actinopteri; Moronidae
Gene: mvb12ba
Product: multivesicular body subunit 12Ba
Exons: 10
Coding region: 260-1147 (295 amino acids)
Biological process (GO): viral budding; regulation of epidermal growth factor receptor signaling pathway; virus maturation
Cellular component (GO): late endosome; ESCRT I complex
Source: RefSeq, a predicted model, not a curated record